AUGGCAAGCGUUCCUAAGGAUGGCAUGUCACAACAACCUUUUAGGACAUUCGAUAGUAAUCGAUCCUCCAACUUGCAUCCUUCCUCCAAUUCUACAGAAGGCACGGGAUUGUCUACAAGCCAUAAUCCUGACAAGUUAUUUGACUCACGGCAAAUAAAGUCAAAAAAGAGGAUACUCGUCAAGCCAAACAGGGGUUCACGUUUAACGCAGGAAUGCAAGCAAUGGUCACUGAGAGACUUUGAAAUAGGCAAAGCACUGGGGGAAGGGAAGUUUGGGCGCGUAUACCUUGCACGAGAGAAACAAAGCGGAUUUAUCGUUGCAUUGAAAGUUCUCUAUAAGAAAGAACUCGCCACUCAUGGCGUAGAAAGGCAGCUUCGAAGAGAAGUGGAAAUACAAGGAAAUUUACGUCAUCCCAAUAUCCUUCGAUUAUAUGGCUAUUUUCACGACGAAGAUCGUAUCUUUCUGAUUUUAGAAUUUGCUGCCAAAGGUGAACUCUACAAAGAAUUACAGAGAAAGAACAGAAUUCCAGAACCAUUGGCAGCCCAGUAUAUAACGCAGAUGGCAAACGCUCUCUUAUAUCUUCACAGCAAGCGUGUCAUACAUAGAGAUAUCAAACCCGAAAACUUACUCCUGGGCAUGAAAGGAGAAUUGAAGAUUGGUGACUUCGGAUGGUCUGUGAGGACAGGUGUUACAGAUCGUAGGAGCACGCUCUGUGGUACGUUAGACUAUUUACCACCAGAAAUGGUUGAGGGUCGUGUACACAAUGAAAAGGUGGAUUUAUGGUCUCUUGGUGUCUUGCUGUACGAAAUGAUCUGUGGGACCCCACCUUUUGAAGAGCCUGAAGGUUAUCAAGCAACGUAUCGCCGGAUUGUUAACGUUGAUUUACAUAUACCAAAUUUUGUGAGUAGCGAUGCAGCGGAUUUAAUUAGAAAACUUCUCGUUUACAAAUCAGCAGAGAGAAUGCCUCUAAGAAAUGUAAUCAUGCAUCCAUUCAUAGAAAAAUAUAAAAAAUAA
Messenger RNA from Lichtheimia ornata, 1014 nucleotides. RefSeq lists its product as uncharacterized. Gene Ontology annotation, cellular component: spindle midzone; spindle pole centrosome; spindle microtubule. The coding region runs from base 1 to 1014 and encodes 337 amino acids. NCBI's taxonomy places the organism in Eukaryota, Fungi, Mucoromycota, Mucoromycetes, Mucorales, Lichtheimiaceae. Gene Ontology annotation, biological process: regulation of cytokinesis; mitotic spindle organization; protein phosphorylation. The transcript has 7 exons. Gene Ontology annotation, molecular function: ATP binding; protein kinase activity. The record is from RefSeq and is a predicted model, not a curated record.